AUGUCUCAACAUCCAUCAUCAUAUGGUACCAAACCCUCCCAACAUGCAAAGACUCCAUCCAUGGAGUUUGUAGAUAAAGACGUGAUGGACGUCACUCCUCUGUGCAUGAUACCGGGCGACACCACAUGUCCCUCCUCCAAUGCUGGAGAUAAGCAAGGUAAUACCUCUGGUAACUCCUCUCUUCCUAAAGACAUGUAUUAUAUUGAUCGUGCUAUAAGGAAACUAGUCACGAGAAUUCUGAGUGAAGGGCAUAAAGUUGAAGGGGUUUCUACCCCUCUGUCCAGAAGGGAACCCUCUCCUGAGGGAAAACCCCAUGCUGAUAAAGAUGAUGAGUCAUCUAGAUCAGAAAAAGAGGUUGCUGCUGAAGGGCUUUGCUCUCUAGGAAAAACCCUACCUAGCAAGAAACCAAAUGUGCCUCAAGAAAAGAUUAUUGACCUAGAGGAAGAAAGCACUGAAGGAGAGGAUGAUCCUUUGGUUCAUCUGGUAAAACCUAGUGUAGCUGAGAAACUGAGAACUAGGAAAGGAAAAAGUGUGGCUAAAAUGAGAGCUGCUAGAGUGAAAAAGGCAGGAGGUAUAGGACCCUCAAAACCCUGGAGCAAGGUUGAGGUUGGGAAAAGGAAAGAAAGAGACAACUCUGACUCUGAGAAGGAUGUUAAAGACGAUGUCCCAGACAUCUCCCCUGCAAAAAGGCAGGCUGUUCAGAAAUCUCCUGGCAAGGCUGUUGCUGUACAUCUAGACAAUAUCUCCUUUCACUUGGAAGAUGGAGCAGCAAAGUGGAAAUAUGUCAUUCAGAGAAGAGUAGCCAUUGAAAGAGAGCUUGGACAAGAAGCUGUAGAGGUAAAGGAGGUAAUUGAGCUGAUAAAAAAUGUUGGACUCAUGAAGACUUUGGAAACUCUACCCCAAUGCUAUGAGGGCCUGGAAAGGGAAGAAAUAGAGAAGACUGGUAAGGAUUCAAAUGCAAGAUCAAAAUCCCAAUCCAGUGGCAGCUCUGGAAGUUCAGAAGACUCUAAAGGUGCAAGUGAUGAUACAUGUGAAGGUGAAAGUGAUACUUCUUCUUCUGAUUAA
Molecule: messenger RNA, 1065 nt
Organism: Lathyrus oleraceus (garden pea)
Lineage: Eukaryota; Viridiplantae; Streptophyta; Magnoliopsida; Fabales; Fabaceae
Exons: 2
Coding region: 1-1065 (354 amino acids)
Source: RefSeq, a predicted model, not a curated record